This is a messenger RNA of Spinacia oleracea (spinach), 1294 nucleotides long. Its product is annotated as F-box protein SKIP23-like. Gene Ontology annotation, molecular function: protein binding. The record is from RefSeq and is a predicted model, not a curated record. The coding region runs from base 1 to 1203 and encodes 400 amino acids. The transcript has a single exon. NCBI's taxonomy places the organism in Eukaryota, Viridiplantae, Streptophyta, Magnoliopsida, Caryophyllales, Amaranthaceae.
AUGGAAUCCAUAAACCCUAAAGAUCACCGGAAAGUAUCUUGGUCGGAAUUACCACCGGACCUCUUAAUAUCCGUCAUAGAACGCCUUGAUCUCCGAUAUGAUAUCUUCAACCUCUGGCGAGUUUGUAAGACAUGGAGGACAACAGUUUCUCAUACCCUAGUCUCGGAAAAUAUCUUAUCCCCUCUCAUCCCACACUGUUACCCCUCCGGUGAUGCAACGACAACCGACUUAAGAGUGGGUAUGGGUUCGGUUAUCCGAAUUCAAUCCCUUGUCAACCCGAAUCUACCACCGUGUUUAUUAACCGUUAUUGAAAUUACUUCUGGUAAGCUCUACAUCAAAUCUCCCCUUUUCCACCAUGUUGCCACCAGACAACAAUUCAAUCCGUAUCCUCACAAUCUCCCCAAAGAUUUCCCACACGUUUUGGAUCUCUCCCGUUUUCAUGUAUCGGAAUUGAGUCGGUUCCAUAUUUUGAUAUAUAAAAUCAAGUCUAUGCUAACCAUCAAGUAUAAGGUGGUACUAAUUAAGGAUCCGAAUUGUGAAAGUCGGGCUACGAUUAAUAACUACACUCUUGUGGAGAUUGUGGAGAUGUCUCAAGGCCAAUCCUUGUCAGCAACAAGGUUUGUUGCAAAUAAUGUCGUAGAAAAACAUGAUGUUAUUUUCGAGACGAAAGAAAGGAUAAAGAUGCGUGACUUGGUCGAAUUCAAAGGGAAGAUUUAUGCAGUUGAUAACGUUGGUAUUUUGUAUUCGAUGGAUUAUCAUACGUUAAAGAUGUCAAAGAUUACAAAAGUUGACACCUUUAAAAGUAAGAAAUAUUUAGUUGUAUCAUCAUCAAGUGAGUUAUAUUUAGUUUGUAGAAAACGGACGAGAAAGGUUAAAUCUGAUAAUUUUUCGGUGUUUAAGCUGAACGAGGAGUUAAAGAAAUGGGAUAAGAUUACAAGUAUAGGUGAUGAUAAGAUAUUGUUUGUUACUUUUAAUGGUUGUUACUUCGUCUCGACCAAUGAUUUUCCGGGAUGGAAAGGGAAUUGUAUUGUAUUCCAUUAUGAUAAGUAUAUUCGUACUUUGAACAAAUAUGUUGUUGGUGUUUUUCACCUUGACAGUGGUGAUUAUGGAACCCUAGACUCUUUUCCGGGUUAUUCUAACGUGUUAUGGCCACCACCGUCGUGGAUGUGGACCGAUACAUGUUCGUCCACAGGGGGAGAUUAGUUUUUAUUUUAUUUUAUUUUCUUUUCUUUUUUAUCGCGAAUAAGCCACAACUAGGAUUAUGGAAAGAAAAGUGGUUGCUUAUUUGAUUCUG